Messenger RNA from Gambusia affinis (western mosquitofish), 3479 nucleotides. RefSeq names its product serine/threonine-protein kinase/endoribonuclease IRE1. Gene Ontology annotation, cellular component: IRE1-TRAF2-ASK1 complex. Gene Ontology annotation, molecular function: RNA endonuclease activity; ATP binding; protein serine/threonine kinase activity. Gene Ontology annotation, biological process: mRNA processing; IRE1-mediated unfolded protein response; intrinsic apoptotic signaling pathway in response to endoplasmic reticulum stress. The transcript has 6 exons. The coding region runs from base 1583 to 2377 and encodes 264 amino acids. The record is from RefSeq and is a predicted model, not a curated record. NCBI's taxonomy places the organism in Eukaryota, Metazoa, Chordata, Actinopteri, Cyprinodontiformes, Poeciliidae.
CCCACUUUUAUUACGUAAAGUGAUGUCAAAAGGGUGGAACAAGAAAGCAGAAUAAACCAAAGCGAAUAUACAGGAAGCAGAGUGUUAAUAGGUUUGACGGAUUUUGUUAUCUGGAACACAAACAUGGAUGAUAUCCAGCAGGUCCCACAAAUGUCAUUAGUGACAAAUCAAGUGAUAAAAUGUAUUGAAGAGGACAAUUUAACAAAUAUUAAAAAGUUACUGCGAGAAAACCCUAUAAAUGAUCUUUAUCCGUAUAGUAAACUAAAUGAUAAUGUAACCCCUCUGACUGCUGCUGUUGUAAACUAUAACAAGCGUUGGUACAAAUACCUUCUAGAACAACGUUCAGACCCAAAUAUUCCCUUGUCAAAUAUGUGGACACUUUUGCAUUAUGUCUCACUACCCAAAGCUCCAAUUAGUUGUAUAGAAAAACUAAUUAAAGCGAAAGCGAAUCCAAAUGGGUGGAGGCCCGGGGAACCUGUGAUGCUUAUGCCACUACAAAUUGCUGCCAGUAAAGAAAGAGAAGAUGUUGUCAAAAUGCUCCUCUCUGCUGAAGCAAUGGCGUCGUUGUUACCAAUAACCGAUCUCAACAGUUUGAAAAUCAACAAAAACAUAGCUUGGAUUGUUCGUAGUUUGGGAUCUAAAAGAAAUAAUGUUUGCUCCAAAAUUUGUUAUUUUGUUGAUGAUGACAUUGGUGUGGCACAGGAAACACCAAAGAAGGUUUUCAAAGAUUUUCAUAAGCACAUGUUACGUCCUUCGACCAUCAUUAAAAACCUGUUCACUGUGAUUGGGCGAAGAGCAAAAGAAUUUAAAUGGCGACAUAUUCAAUGGUUUAAAGGAAUUUAUAAUUACCAAUAUGCAACAGUUCCAAUUAUACAAAAUACAACUACUUCUAUUGCAGAAAUACCAGCUGUAAAAAAAUUACUCUCAAACGUAAGGCCAUUUAAUGACAGUCCAACCAAAGCAUCACCAUUAAGAAGAAGACGUCCAAACAGCAAAAGGUGGAAUGAAAAGCUUAAAAAACUCGUAAGCAUUGAUGAAAGCAAAGUGACAAGAAUAAGGGAUAUUAUUUAUGUAAAUGAUGAAGAAUUUUGCAUAGCAAAGGGAAGUCAUGGAACUGAAGUAUACAUAGGACUGAAAUAUGACGGCACAGAAGUUGCAAUUAAAAGAAUGUCUAAAAGCAUCUUUAAAAAUCUGAUAAAUAAGGAAGGAAUCCUUCAACUUCUAAUACUAGAACAUCACUUUAUUGUACGAUACAUUGAUUAUGCAGAGGAUAAAAAUUUUGGAUAUCUUGUUCUCCAACUUUGUGAGUACACAUUGGAAGAAUACAUCAGGGAUGGUAGCAUUAAUGCCCUCCAGAAAAAGAAACUUGUCUUAGCGCUCCUUAAAGGCAUAAAUUUGCUCUACUGUCAAAAUCCUCCGAUUCUCCACGGUAAUCUAAAGCCACAGAACGUUUUAAUUGGUAAGAACAUUCAAGAUUAAUUUCCUGUAGCUGAACAUUAUGUUAAAAUUCCCUUUAAGAACACUACUUUAUUUUAAUCUUCAGAACUAAAAUCUUAAUAAUCAUCCACACUACUCCCUUUUCAUGAUUUGUCCUCCAGAUGUUGAGGGGAAUUUAAAAUUGGCUGAUUUUGGAAUAAGUCGACACUUACCCGAAGACCAAACAACACACCAAACAAUAGCUGCAGGAACGAAGUGCUGGAAAGCCAGAGAGACUGUGGAGGAGGGGCGCAUCGUGUCAUACAAGUCAACCACUGAUGUACAGGUUGCAGGGAUGCUGAUAUAUUAUAUCCUGUCUGGAGGAAAACACCCAUCCAACAUCAGCAAAUCCUUCCAGCUGGAAUCAAAUAUUGAUGAAGGGAAGUACAGCUUGGACGAUGUUCAGGAUGUUGUGGCAAAAGAUCUCAUUGAAUGGAUGAUCAACAAAGAACCAGUAGAUAGACCUAGAGUUGAACAAUGCCUGAGUCACCCCUUCUUUUGGCCAUAUGUGAAAAAAGUUGAAUACCUGAAAAAGGUUGGUAACAGACAGGAAGUGGCAAAAUAUCAAAAUGCAGACCAGGAACUUAUAGACUCACUUGAAAAAUAUGCACCUCGUGUACCUUUCUCACAGUGGAAGGAAAAGUUUCCACAAGAACUGGUUCAAAAGAUGGAUGGAAAGAAAAAAACCUACCCUGACAACAUUCUGGGAUUGUUGCGUUUCAUACGCAAUAUGCUUGAGCACUAUGCUGAAGAUGCUUCCAAAAUUGACGUCCUUGAAUUAUUUCCUGAUCUAUUUGGAUGUGUCUUCAAGUGCGCCAAAGACAAAGGGUGGAAUCAACAGAUCCCACUGAAUGAAAUGUUUCAUUUAAACUUUUGGUUUCAAAUGCAUAAACUGAAUUGAAUAUUUUACUUCCUGAAACGACCAUUUACAAUAAAAUAACUCUAACCCCUUUACUCAAAUUCCCUUAAUAAAAUCAAGAACUGAAUUUUGUUUUGUUUUAAUGUUUUUAAACUUAUUUAAUCAUUCUAAUGUCUGGAUCUGGGUCUUACAACAACUUCAAGUAUGAAGCUUGCUGGUCGGUCUUAACCACACUAAGAGGCUUUAAAAACUGAAAUGCCAAUUCAUGCUUAUUUUUAACCGUUUCAUUAAGUAUAAUAAUUCACCUUUAAGACGUUUAAGCUGACAGAAAAUGCUUUUCCACACAUCUUUACAAUAUCUAUUCACUUUUAUUUCAUUACUCAACUGAAUGAAUGUACAGCAGUUUCUAACAGAAACAUUCAAUGUUACAAUGCCAUUCAUCUUCUAAAAAUAAGUUGACUUUUUAAAUGUCAUGCUCUUGCAGGCAGAAUCAACUGAUUUUUGUUAGUAAGUGCAAAGAACUGUUAAGAACAGGUAGUGGCAUUGGAGUCCUGGUUAUAUUAAACACCUGAUAAGGAGUCAAUGUUAUUUUUUUAAGAAUGGGGAAAAAAAGAACCCAAAAAAAAAAAAAACAAGAAAAGCUCUUAGUUUCACUGGACAUAUUUACACACAUUUUUUUGUUCAGAUGGUUCAAAAAAUCUUACCUUACAAACCAAACAAAACCUUUUUUUUUUUUUUUUUGUUUUGUUUUUUUGUUUAGAAAUGAAGCCUAGGCGAAAAUUCAAACUGGGAGACUCGACCAACUUCACCACAUCAUCUAAUCACCACGCUCGGCCUCAGCCAAUCUGGAACGGAGCUCCACGCCGCUCCAGCCAAUCGUCAUCCAAGGGCACUUUCAAAAGUUCAAGCUACCCUGGGGGCUUCCUGCUCGUCAGCCGUGCUUCGACCCACCUCCUCCCCAUCUCCACCUUCACCAUGAGGGACGUACUCCAGGAUCCCCUGUGCUCUCCCAUCCCUCUCGGUAUCGGGGGGAAGACUAUCCCGAGCUCGCCAAGCAGACCGCCUGCUCACGGCGAUCCUCGGCUCACGGUCUUCUGCCGGGUCCGAGCGCCAAAGAGAUUGUACCAUUAAAUCUUUUUAACUG